AUAUUUAGCAUAUAACAGCUUUAAUGCAAUUAAGCGAUCGACUUUUGGCGUAUAAAUGCCAUAUAAAUAUGAAGUCUGAAAUAUAUUUUCAAACAGUUCAAUAUCAAUAGUCAAUCAAACGAAUCAAGAUGUUCAAAAGUACGAAUUUGUCGUUUCUUUUAUUGGCGGUACUCUGCCUUGCUGAUUUAGGACAAAGUAAGUCCGUCUCGCAGCAUUUAGGAGUAACUGCGAAUAGCGGUGAAAAUGCACAAGGAAGUAAUGUUGACGCUUUUAAAUCCGUCCCGCUGAGUCGUGCUCGUCGUAGUUAUUUUUGGGUUGAAGAUGGCUCAGACAAAGUGACGGUAGUGGAAAAUAAGAAUUUAAGGCGCACUUUAGAGGACUACCGCCACAAAGUGCAUGCAGCAGAGAAACAACGUGAAGAGCGACAUCGUGCACAAUAUGAAGAACGCCGAGAAGAGUAUGGUGAGGAUGAAGAAGUGCAAGAACAUACCCCACUAUUUGUGCCAAAUCUAUUCGGUUGAAUAAGUGUAACAAUCAUUUUGUGCGUUUUUAUAAUUAAAUAACAUUUUAGUAAAAUUCAAAAAAUUGUCAUAAUACCAAAAAAUAUAAGUUUUGUGCUUCAUAAAAUAUUGCACAAAUGGUAGAGAAAAUUAUAAUAAUAGUUGAGGCCCCAUAAGUCGCUUAUAUAUGCAAUAUUUCACAGCUAUAUGAGAGAGUUUCCUGCAAGAUCCUUAACCAUAGAAAACGCCCAUAUUAAAAUACUUCGAAUUUUAACCCUUAAUUUAAGUUCACAAUGUUGCCCACUAAAUUAGUACAUUCUACGCGUACAUUUCACUAUUCUCCGAAAAUGAAAAGAAAUUUCGUAGUUAAAGAAACCCUCUUAUUUGAGAGGAAUGCUGCUGAUACUGAAAAGUGGCUCGAUAUGCGUUAUCCACAGUCAGGCCUUUAAGCUCUUUGUUACUUCUUCAGACCCCGCUGCAAUAGGGUUUUACAAAACCUUAACGGACAAAUGCGAAAAAAAACAAUUAUUAAACAUGAUUUAUUUUCCAUCAUUAAACUCUUAGAAAUAUACCAACGUAGUGAUGAAAUCGAUCUUGCGGUGUAAGUGUAAGUUAAUGAAAUACAAAAUAUGAUUAUUAUCCAUUCACGAAUAAUAACACUGUCCAACAAAUGAAGACUUUUUGAAUGAAACAGAAUAGCGACCCUAUAAUUCUGAAAGGGUAUGUUGAGUAGAUCAUUUUUGUAGAACUUUUUUUGUAGAACUUAUGGUCCAGCACGUCUGAGUUUGUUUUUACGUCAAAGUUUUCAUUUUUUGGUCGAAGGGAGCAUUAUACUAUAUGAAAAAAAUGUUGUAAGUUAAUGUCUGAGAGAAUUCUUAUGGCCAGAGUUGUAUUGUAGAAUUGUAUGAGGAUUAUUUUUGUGGAAGAUCUUAACCCUCUAACUAGUUUCUUCAUGGGUCAAUUUGACCCUUUUUUCGAGAAAAUCAAAAAAUAUCCUUUAAAAAAGGACAUUUAAGGAUUAAAAUAUUCUACGAAAAUGUUUGGCGGAAAAUUUCAGUGGGGGUCACCAAAGACACCAUUGUUGUAAAUAAAGCUCUUUACGAUUGAUAAAAAAAUUAUAAUUUUGUUUUAAUAGUGGUUUAUUAUAGUAUGUACAUAUUUUUUUUUUUGCUUCAGCAGUAGUAGGACAAUGGAUUAAAGAUUAAACUUAAUAUGCUUUCCUGUAUUUAGCUUGACGUGAAUGUUUCGAUGUGUCAAGGUUUCUGUACAAGCCCCAUACGUAUUCAGCAAGCAUUACAGUUUGGGAUUUCCCUUUGAAUCUUUCUUCCAAUACCUUUA
Molecule: messenger RNA, 1838 nt
Organism: Zeugodacus cucurbitae (melon fly)
Lineage: Eukaryota; Metazoa; Arthropoda; Insecta; Diptera; Tephritidae
Exons: 2
Coding region: 129-521 (130 amino acids)
Source: RefSeq, a predicted model, not a curated record